AUGACACGAUCAUCUGAACAUAUUCAACAACAAUUAUUCGAUGCAAUAACUGUUAUUGGUAAAUGUGAUUUUCCUGAUCAAUGGCCAACAUUUCUCGAUACAAUGGUUAGACAAUUUCAACAAUUAUCAACACAAAAUUCAUUUCAAUCAAUAAAUGGUGUUUUAAAAACAGUACAUUUACUUUUUGAACGAUAUAGAUAUGAACAAAAAUUGGAUGAAUUAUGGUUAGAAAUUAAAUUAGUUCUUGAAAAAUUUGCACCUGCGUUUACAGAAUUAUUUAAAGUUAUUGAAAUGAAAAAUAUAUUUGAUUUAUUAUAUGUUUGUAUCAAAAUCUUUUAUGAUCUUAAUGCUCAAGAAUUAGCAGAGCAUUUUGAAGAUAAUUUAACACUUUAUAUGACACUUCUUUCAUAUGCUAACCAAAAACUUCAUCUAAUUUUAAAUAUGAGUGGUAGAGCACAAUUACAUUUAAAGAACAGUAGUACCAACGAAGAAGAAUUAUUUGUCUCGAAAAUUUGCAAUGAAAUUCGAUGGUUUGUUACAGGUCCUACUUUAUGCGAAACAAUGAAUUUAGGACAUGCCAGAUACUACGUAUCGAUUGAUAUUAUACGUCGAAUAUUAAUGUAUUAUUUUGCCUAUGAGGUUGUUUUAUGUAUGAACAUGGUGGACAUGAACGAUAAAAUUAUUGAAUAUGUACGUAAUGUCAGUCUUGUUACCUGUCAUGGUGAAAUUGGUUCAAUUGAAACACCACAAAUGAUUACAUAUUGUCGAAAUGGAAUUAAACAAUUAGAAGAUGUUCGUUCACGUGAACCAGAUCCAGAUAAACGAUCAUUCUAUAAAAAACAAAUUCGAGCAGCAAAAAAACUUUUAAAAGAAGCAGAUCGUUAUAUUUUAUCGGAUAAUGAAACUGAACCAAAUAAAUCAAGUAUUAAUGAUUCUGAUCGAUUAUCAUUUUUUUCUAAACUUAUCUUUAUCUGUACAUCAAAUCUUCUUGAUAAUACGUUUUUUCGUGAACAAAUUCGUAAUUUUGAUGAACAAUUUGAAUUAUACAUGAAAUUAUUAAAUGUUUUACCACCAAAUAUGGCAACACGGACCAGCGAUUAUAUAUCUGAAAUGAUCAAGCUUAUCGAAAAAAUUAUUGAUAAUGGUUGCGCAUACGAAUGUAAUUCAACGAUUUAUCUUGAUACAUCAAAGUUUCGUAUACGACGUGGAUUUUCAAAUUUAGAAUCUCGUCAAAACGAUAUUAUUGAUGAAUUAACUAAACGAGCAAAUGAAUACACAUCACCAACAAAUACAAUGAUAAACACGAAAAACUCGUCUGAUUUUAUCUUAUGGAAUAAUAGCCAGUUUAUUGAACCUGCUUGGAAGUCAAGUUGGGGGUUUGGAAGUCCUGCAUGGCUUGUUCAAUCUGCUGCUAUGGCGUAUUCUGUUUUAAGCUGUCCUUUUGACAUUUAUACAGCUCCGCUCAUUCCUAAAUCUUCUGAUGAUAUAAAUGAAAUUACAUUAUUUCAAGCUGUUAAUAAUAAUGAUUCUUGUAUUGGUUAUUAUUUGUAUGUUGCUAACAUAACAUUAAGUGAAGAUAAAACAUCAUCAUCUAAAAACAUUAUGAAUUUAAGUGAAGUACUGUUAGAAUAUAAUAAUGAUGAUAUUCGAUUUUUAUUCUUAUUAAAUAAUUAUGAUGAAACAAUACAGGGUGGCGCAAAAGUCACUUUACCCAAAAAAAAAUUAAAUAUCUCCAUUACGGGUUGA
Rotaria sordida is the source of this 1746-nucleotide messenger RNA. The record is from the annotation of a GenBank genome assembly. Lineage: Eukaryota; Metazoa; Rotifera; Eurotatoria; Philodinida; Philodinidae.